AUGCCUUUCUCAAACACUACAAUACCUUCAAUUCCUAAUGCAGCCUUGAUUGCUACGCUAAACAAUGCUACAUUUCAAAUCAUUCGCUAUUGUUCAAUUUUCAUUUUCCUCUUCGGCACCAUUGGAAAUACUCUCAAUAUAUUGGUUUUAUCGCAAUCAUCGUUUCGUUCAAGUCCAUGCGCUCAACUCUUUCUAUUUGCAUCCGCUAUGAAUCUAUUUGUCAUCAUUUCUGGUCUCAUUUCCCGCAUCUUGGCCGGCUGGGGCGCUGAUCUAACAGCUACAAAUCGAUUCUUUUGCAAACUUCGUGGUUUUGCUGUCAAUACUGCAAGGCCGGUUGCAAUCUGGUACGUUCUUUUUGCGAUGAUUGAUCGAUGGCUUUUAUCGAGUACCAAAACAGAACGUCGACAAAUGAGCUCAAUCAAAAAUGCCCGACGAGCUAUGGUUAUUAGUCUUAUUUUCGCAACAUUAUAUUUUUCGCAUGUUAUCUAUUGUCACGAGCCAUAUCAAAUAAAUGCUCCACAAAAAUGCUACGGUGCAACAGUGGUAUGUCGAUAUGUGGCAGAUCUAUCAUUUACGUGCAUGUCUAUUCUUCCUCUGAUUCCUAUGUUGGUAUUUGGUUUGAUGACUAUCAAUAACGUUCAUCAAUCACACAAUCGAACUGCUCCUACGGAUAUAUCGAAUAGAGCAACAAUGAUAUCCACUCAUCCAAGUCGAUUGAGAAAAAGGGAUCGUAGCUUAAUAGCUAUGCUUUUGGUACAGAUCAUCAUUCUUUGCAUAUUAUCUGUCCCAUUGGGAAUGGAUAAGGUGUACUCUUCAAUAGCAGCUGAUAGGCAACAGUCUACAUUACAAGUUGCUGUUUCCAAUUUACUGUAUAAUAUUGCUCAAUUACUUCAUUUCUUAGCGAACGGGGUACCAUUCUAUAUUUAUACGUUAGCGGGCGGAAAUUCAUUUCGUCAAGUAUUAAUCAAGUUAUUAGCAAAUAUUAAAGACAAGAUGUUGCACAAAUGCAGAUAA
Rotaria socialis is the source of this 1014-nucleotide messenger RNA. The record is from the annotation of a GenBank genome assembly. Lineage: Eukaryota; Metazoa; Rotifera; Eurotatoria; Philodinida; Philodinidae.